GGCUGAUUCCGUCCCGGCCGCUUCCGCCCGGUGCGGGUUCAAGUGCUCAGGGAAGGGCGCGUUCCCCUGGCGGUUCAGACCGCUGGGGUUCGGCGGUAUAUCAGCCAGAGCCUUCCCCCCGCCUCCCCAGGUCAGAGCCGAGGUAGAUGCCAGUUUGCAAUGGGUCUUAAAACCAUCUGGAAGGACUACAAAGUUCUGAUUGUUAUGGGAAUUGGCCUCGGGCUGGCGCACUGGGGCUGGUUUGUCAUCAAGUCCAGUCCUAUUUUCCAAAUUAAGACAGAGGACUCCGUUCCAGAACCUGGGAUUGUGGCAUACGUGAUGCAAAAGAAUCACCAAAAUAAAGAAAAAUAGCAUUAGACCUGUGUGUUGUGGGUAUAACUAGCUUUGAAGUUUUUCGUCUGUGAAUGUUGCCAGAAGCAGAGAUGAAGAAAGCUAGAUGGAAUAGAAAGAACUUCCUGCUUGUGGCAGGACUGUCACUUAUAGGUGUCCAUUUUGGAAGCUUGCUUGUAAACUAUGUUGCAAAAAAGUCUGCUCAGUCACAUUCAGAAGCUAAAAAAGAAGUUCGGCAUGAAUGAAUUAGGUUACUGCUGUCAUUAUGUGUCAGUUUCACAGUAGGAAUUAAGUCUUAUUUUAAGAGAUGAUGAGCAGUCACAGGAACAUCAUUACUCUAUGUGCUGUUUACCAUUUAAAGUAAUAAUCCUUGGAUCCAAAGAAGUGAAAUUCACUACUUUAAAUUUUAAAAGUGCUGAGAAUUAUAUAUCCAAGUAAAAGUGAAAUCUGUUUUGUUGGCCAGAAUUAAAAUGUUACUUUGAAAAUGUCUCGUCUUGAAGCUGAAAAGCCUUCUUUAUUUAUUAGUGAGCCUUUAACUAAAGAUACAGUUAGUCAGUCACUGUCUCUGCUGAGUAGAAUAUUGAGAUCUUGCUAUGGUCCUGCUGGAAGGCUCAAGCAUCUCCACAACGGUGGGGGAGGCUACGUUUGUACAACUUCACAGUCUGCAGCCAUCCUCAGUCGUCUUCCUGUCAGCCAUCACGUGCUGAGGGUUUUGACAUCCUCUGUACAGAACCACGUAUCCCGCUUCAGUGAUUGUGGCCUGUUUACUGCCAUUCUUUGCUGUAGUUUGAUUGAAAACUUUAAAAGGCUGAACGUCGAGUCUUGCACUGUCGUUAAAAUAAGCAAACACCUUUUGAGUUUAUGUAUGGACUACCUCAGAUCUGAGGCCUGUGGUUGCCGAGUGUCGGUGGAUUUCAGCAGCGUCGAGACUCUUCUUUGCUUGGUACAGAGCAUAUUAACAAGCAAACCUGCUUGCAUGCUUAAUAAAGCAGAAGUUGAUCAUCUCAGUGUGCUGAUUUUAAAAGCUUUUAUGUUUACUGUUCCAUGUCAUGUUGAGAAUAAUGCUGUUCUAGGAAGGUGUGUCAUAGUGCCUGUGAAAGGUAAAAGAGUUGUGGAUUCUGCAGUUCUUCCUGGGCUACUGAUUGAAACACCAGAAAUUCAGUUGGCAAAACCACUUAUUCCCAAAAGAACCUGUUCAAAUGUGAUCAAGGUAGCAGUUUUCUCUGCGUCCAUGUCAGGAGAUGGCUUCAGUCCCGAAGAAGGAAUUACAAUAGUCCAUCGUGGAAUUUGUCUAGAAAUGUCAGAGCUGAAUCAGUUGCUUAAGGUAGGCAAGCAGCUGGUUAAUGAUGAGGUUGGACUCGUAGUGUGCCAGAAAGUUAUCCAUCCAGUCUUAAAACAGUAUCUGAAGGAGAACCGUGUCAUUGCUGUGGACAGAGCUGGGCUAUCUCUGAUGGAACCCCUGAGUCAGAUGACAGGUUCUAAGCCUAUAGCUUCUAUACAUGCAUUGUCUCCCAGUUGUUAUGGCACUUUGGAAGACGUGUGCAUUAAGAAUUUUGCAUCAAAACAUUUUGUGCAUCUAAUUCCUAAUGACACAGUUGUCUGCAGCUUGGUACUCUGCAACAGAAAUGAAACAGCAUGGGAUGAAUUGAAGCGUGCCUGUGAAACUGCAGAACAUGUGUUACAGUUAACAAUCAAGGAACCUUUGGCAUUGUUGGGAGGUGGCUGUACAGAAACUCAUUUGGCUUCUUACAUAAGACACAAGAGUGGUACCCUUUCCACCAUCAGUCUUAAAGAUCUGGAUUGUUCUCAAACACAAUACCAAUUAGUUGCUGAUGGGUUUUGCCAUUCCCUGGAGUCUGUAGCUUGCUCUCUGAAUCACGAUGGUGGAGAAAUUCUUACAGACAUGGUUUAUGGACACUGUUGGUUUGUUCCAUCCGGUUUUUCUUCUGCCUCUGAUUGGUCAGAUUUAGUUUCAAAAUGUGGCUGUGGGAUGAAUAGUAACACUAAGAAUCUUAGCUGGAGGCUUUUGCGAGGCCAAUCUGUCUCUCCUGUUACACAGAGCUGUCCUGAAGAGCUCUCAGUAAAGGUUGCUGACUCACUGGUUUUGGACUCCUUUGCUGCAAAGUGUAGUGGCCUACAAGUAGCUCUGGAGACAGCCAAUCUGAUUUUAGAUCUCUAUUGUGUAAUUGAAGAUCAAAAUUAGUUCUAAUCUCACAUGAAUAUUGUUGCACAGAAAGAUAUUUAAUUCAAAGCAGGAUAAUAUAUAAUGUUUUAAGAUACUUUACAUGGUUAUAAUAUGGAAAAUAGAAGUUUUAAGUGAUUGGCCAUGAAGUACUCUUCUGAUUGUUGAUCUACUGGGCCCUCAGUGCUUUUCAGAUGUGUAACAUUUUGUUAAAUGAAUAGCCAAAUACACAAUGAAUCCUAGUGAAGUGUGAUUUACAACUAUUCAAACUAGUGCGUUCAAAAGAGGGAAUGACCGUUCAAAACUUGAGUUUCUUGUAUUCUUUCUUGGAGAUUUGAAAGUUCUUCAAUAAAUAAGUGCUGAAUUUAAGGAACACUUGGUGAUGUUUCCUCUGCAUUGAGCAAAGAUUUGCUGUUUCUGUUGGCUCUGUGGCAUCUUCAAAGGGAAGGAGAAAAUAGAUUCACUUGCUAAGAAAACACAUGUUAAGGAUUAGAAUUUAUGUAGUCUCAACAAAAGCUUUACACAUUCAAACAGACUUUCAUAUUGCAACAGAAGUUUAUCAGUGACAUUUUUUAUUAUACAGGUAUAGAAGAAGGCUUUCCUUGGCAAAUAUCUUAAUUUGCUUGUUUUCAAAUUCAUAAGAUCUUAUCACCGUAUACAGUAUGCUUUCUGUUUUCUAGAUGAAUGGAUUAUUUUAAUUCCUGUGUAAUUUAUUUGGCAAAUUAUUGAAUCUCAACUUGGAGAUCUAAAGGCAGCUGGUAGGCGUUAGAAUAUUUAAAAAAAAAUUUUAGACUAUGUGGAACAAACUUAACCAAAGUGCACCUUGUCUUCUGUGGAACACAGGAUACUUUAUAAAUAAUGUUUCUAUCACUUAAGCAAAGGUGCAAGAAAGAAUAUCUCACUCAGCAUUCAAUUAACUCUUUGUGCAUAGCUUCUUUUAACAAAGUAAGGCUUUAAGCUGC
Molecule: messenger RNA, 3474 nt
Organism: Calypte anna (Anna's hummingbird)
Lineage: Eukaryota; Metazoa; Chordata; Aves; Apodiformes; Trochilidae
Gene: MKKS
Product: McKusick-Kaufman syndrome
Exons: 6
Coding region: 815-2533 (572 amino acids)
Biological process (GO): intracellular transport; cilium assembly; developmental process
Cellular component (GO): cytoplasm; nucleus; kinociliary basal body
Molecular function (GO): ATP binding
Source: RefSeq, a predicted model, not a curated record